AUCGCGCGGCGACUGUCCGCACUCUCAGUCUCGAGCCCGAUUCGCGGAGUUAUCGUUUCUCUCUCUUGGCCCCCGGAGUCAGCGAGCCCAAAAUUUCCCGAGUGUGCGAAGCAGCGGCAGCGUGAAUCGGACAGCAAGCGGCAGGAAGCGACGAUCGCCGUCCGUUUAUUAUCAAGACUCGUCUCUGUCGCGUCUACUCGCGGCACGCAUUCGUCGCGUAUCGCAAACGCGCGCGCUAAAUAAACGGCCGGACUCACGUACGGCCAGUCACUCACACGGACCGGAGAGGAGGGCGAGCCCCGUUGUAUCGUGCGAUCCGCUGGAGACGGUGUCAACGAGAAAAGACAAAAUGUCGGACCGAAAGGCAGUAAUCAAGAAUGCUGAUAUGUCAGAGGAGAUGCAGCAAGAUGCUGUGGACUGCGCUACUCAAGCUCUUGAAAAAUAUAAUAUAGAAAAGGACAUUGCGGCGUUUAUCAAGAAAGAAUUCGAUAAGAAGUACAAUCCAACGUGGCAUUGCAUUGUAGGACGUAAUUUCGGUAGCUACGUGACGCACGAAACAAGACAUUUUAUCUAUUUCUACCUUGGUCAGGUAGCCAUUCUCCUCUUUAAGAGCGGAUAAGCUCGUUUCUCUAUCCUCCUAAAUUCCAUCCUUCCUUUUUCCUUCCUCCCUCCCUCCCUUGCUCACUACGUAAAAUACACACAUUUAAAAUCACCACCAUGUGUAAAAGGAACUUCAUUAUGCAUUAUGUAUACAUUAAAAAAAUUUAUUUUAAAAAGCAACGCAUGUGCCCGAUAAGCAAGUAAAGAGAAAUAUUAACGUUUCCAACUUGAUAUAUUGUUCGUCGUUAUGCGAAACAAAUUCUAGAGAAACACAUACCGAAGGGUAGGGAGAUAAACUGGGAAAAAAAAGAAAGAAAUGACAUACAAAUCUUACAUGUUAAAAUGUAUUUUGUAUGCCAACAAGUUUGUUGUGUUCUUGUUUUAUAUUAUUAGGUGAAUAUGCAAAAUAUGGUUGAGUUCAAUACUGGCGAUUUUAAAUUAGCAAAUUUUAGCGUAAUUGUUUAAUAUAUAGUGUUCAAAUAACACUCUAAGUGCACUGCAUAUACUUCGCGUUAGAUGGGUUCACACACGAAAUGUGCCCUGCUUUAUAUUCUACGUAAAACUGGAAAUACAUGGUAUCCGUAGCUAAUCGCCAAUAAUGAAUGUAAGCCCAACGAGAUUGAUUGUCUCUGCAAUUGUUAUUUUAUAUUACUCAGAAACCAUAGUCUCUUGCGUAUACUACAUAACUUGAUUUUGUAUUUCCUACAGCGACUGACAUUUUUGAUUAGAUUAAGAACUGUUAAAUAAUUGAAAGCAAGAAAAGAGCUCAAUCUUUCUCUCGACGUACGAUAUCAUCAUCGUACACAGACUCUUAUUAAUAACAACUUUAUUUCGAUCGAUAUAAAACUAAUAUGCUAUUGAAUAACAA
Messenger RNA from Camponotus floridanus (Florida carpenter ant), 1468 nucleotides. Its product is annotated as dynein light chain 2, cytoplasmic. The transcript is spliced from 3 exons. The coding region runs from base 350 to 619 and encodes 89 amino acids. Gene Ontology annotation, cellular component: cytoplasmic dynein complex. Gene Ontology annotation, molecular function: dynein light intermediate chain binding; dynein intermediate chain binding. Gene Ontology annotation, biological process: cilium assembly; microtubule-based process. The record is from RefSeq and is a predicted model, not a curated record. Lineage: Eukaryota; Metazoa; Arthropoda; Insecta; Hymenoptera; Formicidae.